UGACUGCCCUUCGCAGAUGCUGCACGCCGUAAGGGUGGGCAGAAAUCCAAUAAGCCACACCGAGAAGAGCUCAUUUCAAAGCAGUCAGCACAAUCAGAAUUUAUUCCAAUUCGGGCUUCCAAGCAGAACAGUAGAGACCCAAGGUCAUCAGUCGUAUCAGAAUAGGACAAUAUACACCAUAUACACCAGCAGCAGCCAUGCAGCAUCCGAGCGAGCAGCCUACCUACAUGCCCGAGGUACCCUUUCAGCCACUGUGGGGCCAGGAGGCACCGCCGCCGCCGCCCAUAGUGCCCUAUCAGGAGCUCAUGGCGGGUUUUCCCUGCUCCGAUUUGUCACUCUGGCAAAGAUCUCAAGUGGCGCCGCUAGUUAACCAACGUCCAAGCACGAAUGGGCGCUCCCAUGGAUCCUCCUCCGCCAGUUCGAAGAAAACGCGUCGUCGUGUUGCCUCCAUGGCGCAGAGGCGCGCGGCAAACAUACGCGAACGCCGUCGCAUGUUCAAUUUGAACGAGGCCUUUGACAAGCUGCGCCGCAAGGUGCCAACAUUCGCCUAUGAGAAGCGGCUAUCACGUAUUGAGACCCUGCGCCUGGCCAUUACCUACAUUGGCUUCAUGGCGGAGCUGUUGAGCGGCACGCCCUCUAACACCCACAAGUCCCGCUCGGACAUGUACGGCGGCAUGAAUGGACACCAUCAUUCAACGGCUGUGGCCCCAGGUCCGCCAAUGCAUCCACAUCAUCUGCAUCCGGCGGCCUAUCAACGCGACUUUGCCUCGCCCUACAAUCACAGUUUGACAUAGAUCUCGUCGAGCUUUUCGGGAUUAUUACAAUAUUGUACCGUGUUUUUUGUUGCCAUAUCAUGUGUUUAGACUUAAGAUUAACCCAUAUAAAUGUGAUAGAUGUGCAAAUUA
Drosophila virilis is the source of this 905-nucleotide messenger RNA. RefSeq names its product 48 related 3 (gene Fer3). Gene Ontology annotation, molecular function: RNA polymerase II transcription regulatory region sequence-specific DNA binding; protein dimerization activity; DNA-binding transcription factor activity, RNA polymerase II-specific. Lineage: Eukaryota; Metazoa; Arthropoda; Insecta; Diptera; Drosophilidae. Gene Ontology annotation, biological process: developmental process; regulation of transcription by RNA polymerase II. The record is from RefSeq and is a predicted model, not a curated record.